Cetraspora pellucida is the source of this 228-nucleotide messenger RNA. NCBI's taxonomy places the organism in Eukaryota, Fungi, Glomeromycota, Glomeromycetes, Diversisporales, Gigasporaceae. The record is from the annotation of a GenBank genome assembly.
AUGUUGGCUAAAGCAGAAACUAACAGAACUUUAAACUUCUAUUAUGAAGAUUAUAAGAAUAAGUAUAUGUAUUUGAACUGUUAUAAUUCUAUUAUAGUAAAUAAAGCAAAUACUUACAAAGAACAUGCAGCUAAUUGGUAUUACUUAACAUGUUGGAAUCAAAGCAUGACUAUACUACUUUGGAAUUUAAAAGAUAAAUUAGUAGCAAAUGAUGAUAAUCUUUCAUAG